Gaeumannomyces tritici R3-111a-1 is the source of this 997-nucleotide messenger RNA. RefSeq lists its product as hypothetical. The transcript has a single exon. The record is from RefSeq and is a predicted model, not a curated record. The annotation marks the transcript as partial. NCBI's taxonomy places the organism in Eukaryota, Fungi, Ascomycota, Sordariomycetes, Magnaporthales, Magnaporthaceae.
CCGUUCGAUCCAGACCGACGCCAAGCACGGCGCCAACGAUCGAGUCUUUUUCUUUUUCAGCUUCUUUGCUUUUUCCCUCCUUUCCCAAGCCAGGGGUUCCCAAAGCCAGGGCUGUAUCGACAACAAGAGAGUGGAGACCGGUGUAGCCUUGCGGGCCGAUUUAUCCCUCUUUUCCGUGUCCCCAGCUCUCCUUGCUGUUUGCCCAAGAACAAAAAAAAAGCAAGACAAAAGAACUCCACCUCGAUCCAACAGACGGUACAGGAACUUGGACCAGGCUCCGCAGACAUCGAGACAAGAACGGGCCUCGGCUCCUGCGAGGGACGAGGGGGUAGGCGUCCACAGUUGAUGUCACCUCGUACUCUCCAGCCUCCCCACCCGUCCAUCUCCACCACGCCCUGUCACUGCCAAAAAUGGAUCACGGCAAAUAAGGAGGAGCAGCCAGUCUUGCCUGUCUGUCUCUGCUAACCCCUCCCUCCUAUGAUGACGGCGAGGGUACGGCGCAGCACAGGACAUGUUCAGCUCCUGGCCUUGGAAGGAGCAAUCAAGGAUAUGUAGGUAGGGAGAGGCCAUAUGCAGUAACGGGCUCGCUCGCGAGCUGGGAGGAUCGGGAGGAGGGUGUGGGUGGCAUUGCUUCGCGAUCCAUCCAUCGAUCGAGCCGACACCAAGGACCAAGGCAUGUAUUUCAUGUUCCUGUGUACUUGCUGUUGUUGGGUAUGACACGUUACUGCCGCGGCGGUUCGGCGCACGUGGCAGCAUAAUCUCCGUGCGACAUUGACGACUGUGGCCCCCCCGAUCCCCCAUCUCCCAGCCAGCCGGGCCAUGUAGAUCGAGGCAGGCAGGCAGGCAGGCGGGCGGGCAGGCAACCUGUUCCUGCCGGGGAUAGAGAAGGAUUGGGAGCUUGAACACACAGAUAUCCCACAUCCCACAUCCCGCCAUGCUCGGGCCGAUUCCAGCGGAGGUAUGCUACCAGGGUGGAGAGAGAGAGAGAGAGAGAGAG